Messenger RNA from Sinocyclocheilus grahami, 4413 nucleotides. Its product is annotated as A disintegrin and metalloproteinase with thrombospondin motifs 5-like. The transcript is spliced from 8 exons. Bases 239 to 2818 code for a protein of 859 amino acids. Gene Ontology annotation, molecular function: metalloendopeptidase activity. NCBI's taxonomy places the organism in Eukaryota, Metazoa, Chordata, Actinopteri, Cypriniformes, Cyprinidae. Gene Ontology annotation, cellular component: extracellular matrix. Gene Ontology annotation, biological process: extracellular matrix organization; proteolysis. The record is from RefSeq and is a predicted model, not a curated record.
GAGAGCGAGCGCAAAGGGGCAGGACUCUUUCUCUCUCUGGUGCUUUUAAGAGGAAACUUUGUGUUUUGUUCUCCAAGUUCACUUUAGUUCUCGCUCCUCUCUCAUCCUGCCUUCAUGCGCUUAUUUCCGUGACGCGUGAGAUGCGCACCGGGACAUGGAUCAGUCCAGCUCCAAUUAAAGCUGCGUUUCGGAUCGUAAUGUUUCCAAAAGUUUUCUGCACCGGAUUGAACUGCAUGGAAUGAUGUGGCGGAUCGUUUUGCUGUGUUGCGCUCUGGAGGGUUCCGUUGCGUUCCGUCCACCUGCGAACGCGUCUCUUCUCGCACCUGUCCGCGGCGUGGUGCGCACUGUGGAUCGGAUUUAUCACGGAGGAGGAAAAGCGGGUUAUCUUCUGUACAUAGACGAGCAGCGCUUCCAGCUGGAUAUGGAGCGGGAUGAGUCUAUACUGUCUCAUCACUUCAGUUUGAACGCAGACGCGCCGCCGCCGCGUCGGGAAUGCGUUUACCGCGGCACCGUCAACUCAAACGCGGAGUCGCUUGCGCUUUUCAAUCUGUGCAGCGGCGGACUCGACGGGUUUUUCGCAGUGGAUGACGCGCGGUACACCGUCACGCCGCUCAUCCGAGCCGACGCGACGCGCGCUCUCCACUAUUACACGCGCGAGAGCUUCGAUUUCGACGCGAUGCCAGCGCGGCACAGCUGCGGCACGCGCGACCGCAAAGCGCGGAACGCGAAGCGCGACGCGCUGACGCGACGCAAGCGCUCCGUGUCCCGCGCGCGGCACGUGGAGCUGCUGCUGGUCGCGGACGCGUCCAUGACGAAGAAGUACGGGAAGGACCUGCACCAUUACCUGUUGACGCUCGCGUCCAUCGCGUCCAAACUCUACGGCCACGCCAGCAUCGAGAACCCCAUCCGCCUGUCGGUGGUUAAAGUCGCGAUCCUGUCCGAGAACGAGAAGGGCAUCGAGGUGACCAAGAACGCCGCCGCGACGCUCAAGAGCUUCUGUAAAUGGCAGAAUCAGCAGAACCCUCUGGAUGACGAUCAUCAGCAUCACCACGACGCGGCGAUCCUCUUCACCAGGCAGGAUCUGUGCGGUCAUCACUCGUGCGAUACUCUCGGUAUGGCUGAUGUGGGAACUGUGUGUUCACCGGAGCGGAGCUGCGCAAUCAUAGAGGACGAUGGGCUUCACGCAGCCUUCACCGUGGCACAUGAGAUCGGGCACCUGCUGGGUCUGUCCCAUGACGACUCUAAGUUCUGUGAGGAGCGAUUUGGCUCCAGUGAAGACAAGCGGCUGAUGUCGUCCAUCCUGACCUCCAUCGACGCGUCCAAACCCUGGAGCCGCUGCACCUCUGCCACCAUCACUGACUUCUUCGACGACGGAAACGCGGAGUGUCUGCUGGACGCUCCUCGUCUGCCUCUCUUGGGUCCGGAGGAGCUGCCGGGUCAGAGAUACGAUGCGGUCCAGCAGUGCCGCCUGGCCUUCGGGCCGGAGUACACCGUGUGUCCCGGGAUGGACGUGUGCGCGCGUCUGUGGUGCGCCGUCAUCAGGAAGGGACAGAUGGUGUGUCUGACCAAGAAGCUUCCAGCCGUGGAGGGAACGCCGUGUGGGAAGGGCCGGAUCUGUCUGCAGGGGAAAUGUGUGGACAAAACCCGAAAGAGACACUACUCGAUGUCGAAUCACGGCAGCUGGAGCUCCUGGGGUCCGUGGGGUUCGUGUUCUCGGACGUGUGGCGGGGGUGUCCAGUUUGCACAUCGUCUCUGUAACAACCCUCCUCCCCGAAACAACGGCCGCUACUGCACCGGGAAGAGAGCCGUCUACCGCUCCUGCAGCAUCACGCCAUGCCCUUCAGCCGGGAAGAGUUUCCGUCAGGAGCAGUGUGAGCUGCGUAACGGCCCUCAGACGGACCCUAAAGGAGUGAAGACCUUCGUGGAAUGGGUGUCGAAGUUUGCCGGCGUGCUUCCCAAAGACAUGUGCAAACUCACCUGCAGGGCCAAAGGGACGGGAUACUACGUCGUGUUCUCGCAGCGGGUGGUUGAUGGGACGGAGUGCCGGCCGUACAGCAGUUCGGUGUGUGUGAAGGGGAAGUGCGUUCGCACCGGCUGCGACGGGAUCAUCGGCUCUAAACUUCAAUAUGACAAGUGCGGCGUCUGCGGCGGCGACGGAAACAGCUGCAUCAGAGUGGCUGGAAACUUCACCAAGAAGAGCAAGGGCUACACAGAUGUGGUGAAGGUUCCCGAGGGCUCGACGCACCUGAAGGUCCGACAGUACAAAGCCAAAGGCCAGUCGCGCUACACAGCGUAUCUGGCGCUGCGGCGGCCCGGAGGAGAAUACCUGCUCAACGGGAAGUUCAUGAUCUCCACGUCCGAGACCAUCAUCCCCCUCAAUGGCUCCGUUCUCAACUACACUGGCUGGAGUCAGCGGGACGAGGCCCUUCACAGCAUGGGCCCCGGGGCCCUUCAGGAAAGCCUGGUGGUGCAGAUUCUGGCCACGGAUUCUAAGAAACCACUAGACAUCCGCUACAGCUUCUUCAUGCCUCGCAAAAUGCCGCUUCCGCCGCGAACGGUCGCCGUGUCUUCAGGAACCGCCGCGGCGCUGUCCUCAGUGGAGAUUGUGACGUUUACGACCGAGGUUCCUGCGACGAUGACGAUGCCCGCGGGGCCGCGCUGGGUGACGGGAUCGUGGAUGACGUGCUCCAGAACUUGCGAUACGGGUUGGCAGAGUCGCACGGUGCAAUGCAAGGACCCUCAAGGGAAGCUGUCCAAGAGCUGCCCGCUCAGCACCCGGCCGUCGGCCUUCAAACACUGCCUGAUUAAAAAAUGUUGAGGACCCCUCAAUCAGACGAACUUCCUGACUGAGCUUCGUGAAGCACGUAGACUGAACCGUUGCAGUUGCGUUCCGAUCACUGUGGGAUUCUGCUAGCGUUCACAAUUGUGUUGCGUUGUGACUCUGGAGCUUUGGCUGUAGCCUUGAAUGUGGUGACGUUCAGCCACGCCCCUUUGACAAGGCCACGCCCCUUCCUUCGAAUGACACACCCCUUGAGUUCACACUGGCAGUGAUUUAAAGCAUUUCUGUAGUGUUUGAGGCUCUGGCUUCACAUGAGUCAAUGUUCAGCCACGUCCAUUUGACAAGGCCACGCCCCUUCUUUCAAAAGACACGCCCCCUGAGUUCACACUGGCAGUGAUUUAAAGCAUUUCUGUAGUGUUUGAUGUUAAGAUGUGUUCACAUUAACCAUUGAUAAAAUGGAAUGUUCUAUUAACGUUCACAUAACCAAGAAAAAACAUUUUAAAAACGUUCAGAAACAGUGUUUUCAUAACUUAAUGGGAACAUUAGCCUAACAUUCUGUAUCAAUAUCAUAUGCAAAAAAACAGAGAGUGUUGGGAAUCCCUCAAUCAGACUAACUUCCUGAAUCCUGCUAGUGUUCGCAAUCGCGUUGUGACUCAGACAAGGAGCUUUGGCUCUAGCCUUAAAUGUGGCAACUUUCAGCCACGCCCCUUUAACAAAGCCACACCCACUGGUCCAAAAGCCACGCCCCUUAAGUUCACACUGGCAGUGAUUUAAACCAUUGCCAUAGAGUUUAAUGUUAAGUUGCAAUCACAUUUACAGUUGCUCUGUGUGAUCAAGUCAUUCCAAUUGGAUUCCAACGACUGCGUGAAAAAGCGUACCCACGUAGGUUACACUUUUUUCCAUUGACCAACAGAAAACCGCUUGGGUUCAAAGGGACUUCUGUGUGACUGGCACUUCAUACAUCUCUAUUUUAUAGACAGCAGACAUUGGACCGUUUUGGUUCACGAAAUUUCACUGGGAUUUUGCUAAUGUGACCGCAACUUCGACUGUAGGGCUGCGCGAUAUAUAGCGUAAUGUAAUUUCCUUAUGAUUUGUGCUUGCGUAAAAGUGCUAUAAUUCUGAUUCUGAAAUCUAAAAAGGAAUUUCUCAAACCUAGAACCUUUGUGAUUUUGGAGCAAAAUAAUCAGGAUUUUCAGAUUACCGUGCCACCCUACUUGAUUGCAUUAUUCAACUAUAUCAGUCUGCGCUCCCAUUGGUUGUCAUCGCAUUUAGUCACAGCUUAUUUGUAUAAAGCUGGACCAAGUUGUCAAUAAUUGUCAACAGAUUUACUGAUCGCUGUUAGCGUGAACAACCUGUUUAGGGUCCCUGUAUCACCCAUAAGAAAUAAGCUUCGACUGCAGGAACGGAAAGGUUCAUGCAGAAUGCUGAUUUUCCGGAGUGAAUCUCAUAAGACUAAGACAAACUGGGAAUAUGACUGACCGCCGGUCCGUUCCUGAGCUCGUUUUCAGGGAUUGAGCUGACGUUGAUGUGUUUGUUCCUCUGUGCUCCAUGUUUAUGUCCGUUUGAGUCUCCCACAAUGAACUGAUCUUCCUUUCUUUGUUACAGAACAACUAAACAGGGCUCUGAUUUGUAAA